This is a messenger RNA of Acanthosepion pharaonis, 2286 nucleotides long. The record is from the annotation of a GenBank genome assembly. Lineage: Eukaryota; Metazoa; Mollusca; Cephalopoda; Sepiida; Sepiidae.
AUGUUAUUUCUGCUUUUCUUCAUUCUUUUUUAUUUUUUUGUCUCUUUCCACUCCUCUUUGCCUCUCUGUCUCUGUAUUUUACCAUUUCCAUCUCUCUUUUCUCUCUUUCUCCCUUCCCUCAUCUACCCUCUCUCUCAAUAUCUAUAUAUCGCUCUCUUCCUCCAUUGCCCCUUUCUCUUUAUUUUUUCCUCUCUUUUUCUCCUUCUCCUAUCCUUUCUUUCUAUCUACUUUUCUUUAUUCUGUUUCCUUUUUUCUCUCUUUCUAGUCACCUCUGUCUCUCUAUCACUGUUUUUUACCAUUUCCAUCUCUCUUUUCUCUCUUUCUCCAUUCCCUCGUCUACCCUCUCUCCAUAUCUGUAUAUCGCACUCUUUCCCCUAUCUUCCUUUUCUCUUUAUUUUUUCUCUCUCUUUUUCUUCCUUCUUUCUCCUUCUCCUAUCCUUUUUUUAUAUCUCUCUAGAUCUCCGCCUUUGCUUUUUUAAUCGAUCUUCCUCAAUCCUCCUCCUCCUAUUUUAUUUCUACUUUUUUUUAUUCUGUAUUUUUUUCUCUUUCCACUCUCCUCUGCCUCUCUAUCUCUUCAACCUUCCUUUCUCUCUAUCAUUCCUCUUCCUCCAACCAUCUCCUUAUGAUGUUUCAUUCGGUUUACCUUUUUCCUCAAUCUUCACUCUCACUCUCACUCUCUCUAUAUAUCUUUCUCUUUCUCUCUCGUACCCUCUCUACGUACCUUCUCCUCACUCCCAUUCCACUUUCUCUAUUCCUCUUUUUCUCGCUCAUUCUUUCUUUCUAUUCCAACUUCGUUAUAUAUCUCCCUCCCCUCUAUUUUCCCUCGCUUUCCACACUCCCUUCUCUCCCUUUCUUCUUUACCACUUUCUCCCUCUUCUACCCUCUGACCAUAUAUAUUGCUUUCUUCCUCCAUCCCCGCUUUCUCUCUGUUUCUCUACUUUCUUUCUUCUUCUCCUAUCCUUUCUUUAUACCUCUCUAGAUCUCCACCUUCCCUUUUUCUCUGCUUCUCUUUUUCGCUCCUACCCUCUCCCACUCUCUAUUUUCACCCAGUCUCUCUCUCUUUCCCUUUAUCUUAUUAUCUCCCCCUCUUUCUGUUUAUAUAUCCUGCCUUCUCUUUCAUUCCCUUUUUCUCCGACUCUCCCUCCUCUCUCCGCUUUCUAUUCUAUGUCUCUCUCUCUUUCCCCUUACCUUAUUAUCUCCCUCACUUUCUGUUUAUAUAUCCUGCAUUCUCUUUCAUUCUCAUUUCCCCCCUCUCCCUCCUUCUCUCCCCGCUCUCUAUUUUCUCUCUCUUUCUCUCUCUUUCCCCUUAUCUUAUUAUCUCCCUCUCUUUCUGUUUAUAUAUCCUGCCUACUCUUUCAUUCUCCUUUUCUCCCCCUCUCCCUCCUUCUUUCUCUGCUCUCUAUUUUCUCUCUCUCUCUUUCCCCUGUCUUAUUAUCUCCCUCUUUCUGUUUAUAUAUCCUGCAUUCUCUAUCAUUCUUUUUUUCUCCCCCUCUCCCUCCUUCUCUCUCCGCUCUCUAUUUUCUCUCUCUCUUUCUCUCUUUCCCCUUAUCUUAUUAUCUCCCUCUUUUUCUGUUUAUAUACCCUGCCUUCUCUUUCAUUCCCUUCUUCUCCCACUCUCCCUCCUUCUCUCUGCAGUUUUAUUAUCGCUCGCUCGGCUUUGUCUCGCUAUUCUCCAAUCCUUUACGGCUAUCUGUCUCUAUUCAUUAUCUAUCUAUCUAUCUAUCUAUCUAUCUAUCUAUCUCAUUCUGUUAUCUAUCUAUCUAUCUAUCUAUCUAUCUUAGUGUUCCAUGGUUGAACGUUUCUCCAUCUAAGUCUAUUGAUAUCUAUCUAUCUAUCCUAAUACAGAAAAUGCAGCUUCCAGCUUUACAUCUAUCUAUCUAUCUAUCUAUCAUCUAUCUAUCUAUCUAUCCUAAUACAACUUUUUUAGUCUCCAUACAGAUGGUGGGAAAAAUAGCAGCUUCCAAAUUUACAUCUAUCUAUCUAUCUAUCUAUCUAUCUAUCUAUCUAUCUAUCUAUCUAUCUAUCUCAUUCUGUUAUCUAUCUAUCUAUCUAUCUCAGUCUGUUAUCUAUCUAUCUAUCUAUUUCAGCCUGUUAAUUAUCUAUCUCUUCUUUUCAUAUCUAUCUAUCUAUCUAUCUAUCUAUCUAUCUAUCUAUCUAUCUCAAUUUGACCAUAUCUAUUUAAGUCUGUUCAUAUCUAUCUAUCUAUCUAUCUAUCUAUCUAUCUAUCUAUCUAUCUCAUUCUGUUAUCUAUCUAUCUAUCUAUCUAUAUCGAUACAACAUUUUUAG